UGUAAAGAUGCCUACAACAGAUGAGAUACGGUUGAGUCCUAAAUGCUUCAAGAAGAUGGAAAAUCUUAAAAUCUUUAUAAACGUCAAUGGGCGGUUUAUUGGAAAGGUCAAGCAUUACCCGAAUCAGUUGCGGUUACUUGAUUGGCCUCAAUGUCCUCUAGAAUAUUUGCCCUCCAAUUUUGAUAUGAAGAAAAUGGUGCAGCUUAAUAUGGGUGGCAGCCGCAUAACACGUCUUAAAGGAGGAUUCAAGAGUAUGCAGAAUCUGACAUCCUUAAAUUUGUGUGGAUGUCAUUUCCUAACACAAAUCCCCGACAUGUCGGGAAGCCCAAACUUAGAGUUCCUGGAUCUAAGUUGGUGUUCAAGUUUAGAGAUGGUUCACCCUUCGGUUGGAAACCUCAAAAAGCUGGUUACGUUGAAUCUUUACAACUGUUGUAACCUUGUGAAGCUGCCUCCAGAAGUCAACUGCAGAUCCCUCCAACAACUUGAUCUUGGCGAUUGCAGAAAGCUGGAGAGUUUCCCUGAAAUUGUGGGAGAGAUGAAAUGCAUGAAAUCCUUGAGUCUACGGUACACUGGCAUCAAAACAUUGCCGUCAUCCAUUCGGUAUCUAAUCAACCUUGAAAAGUUGAGUUUAAAUUUAUGUAGAGACCUCACAGAUCUACCUCGCAGCAUUUAUGAACUGCAAAACUUGGAGGACUUUGACUUGGCGGAGUGCCCAAAACUCGUAACAUUCCCAACUAAGGUGGACUUACCUGACGGCGGUGACUAUUUACCAGGAUGCAAUUCAUCUAAAAUUGAUUUCCUGGGGUCCACUUUAGUUUAUCUUAAUUUAUCCGGAUGCCCCUUUGUUACUCUUCCCGAAUGCAUCAAGGAAUUUUUCAACUUGUCAAGACUCAUUUUGAGAGGCUGCACAAGGCUUGUGGAAAUUCCCGAGCUUCCAGCAUUGAUUACAGAGUUGGAUGCGAGCGAUUGCGUAUCGUUGGAAAGAAUUUCAAAGCUAUCAAACAUUUUGGAGCGUAAAGAAUCUCAAAUGAUCGAGAGGAUGUACUUGACUAAUUGUUGGAGACUCUGUCAAAAUUUAUUGGCUGAGAUGGCGGCAAGCAAGGAAGAUGAUGAUCUCUUCUCUCGGCUCCUAUGUUCUCAGCUGUCCGACUUCGAAAUUAUAUUUCCAGUUCCAAGAAGCAAGAUUCCAAAAUGGUUCAGCUGUCAAAUGGAUUUCAUGGGGCAUCAACGGUUUGAGUUUUGGAUUGAAGCACUUCCAAAUUUCAAAUGGGACAACAACACAGGAUUGGCUUUCUGUGUUGCUCUUGAUGGACCAUAUCAUUGUCGUUUUGUCGACUCUUUUCAUUUGUGGAUUUACAUCAAUGAAGUGCGUGUUUUGUAUUCUGAUGUAAAUUAUUCUUCUAGAGGUUAUUAUGGCACAAGAGAGUCGAAUCAUGUAUCGGUGGGAUACAUUUCAUUCGCUGAAUUGUGGCGAUGUGGUUAUAUGCGUCCCCUGCCACCCUUUAACUGUCGAGUCGUUCUUCAUCCUUUACCUGACAGAUUCUCCGACCACUUUAAAUUUAAAAGCUGUGGGGUCCACCUUAUAAUGCCUCCAAAUGAAGACGUUUGUAUGAAGCUAAUCCGUGCAGAGAAUCUCACCAGUGAACGUUCUGAUGAUGAUGAUGAUGAUGAAGUUGAUUCUAGUAAGGGCAACUGGGAAAGAUAUCGUCCCAAACACAGGAAGGAUUGCAAAGAGUUAUAUACUGAUGCACUACAGCAGAACCAAGAGCAGUAAUUAUUACUAAUGCAGCAAAGCAUUGUGUUUAUAUGGACCGAUGUGACGAAUACAGGUAUUGUGUAUCGAGUUUCCUCCGGUGGAACCAUACACUAUUUCACUUCAUAACCAGUUCAUCAGUUGAAACUUUGCAUAUGCAUGUUCAUUGGCUGUCAUAUUCGAAGCUACUAAAAGGUUUAAAUAACAAGUUGGGGUAUCAGAAGAAGGUCUUCCAGAAGAUGAAACCACCUUGCCUUCACAAGUUUCACUUUAAAAAGCAUGUCUAUGAUGCUGCCAUUCAAAUGGGUUCAACCAUCAGAAGCCGUGGUGUCAAUCCUGUGGUAUAUAUGGAUCAAAUUGCCCCAAAUGGAUUAUUGCAUUGGAGGCCUGUAACAGCCAGGCCAUCACAUACGUUCCGCUUUAUGACUCCCUCGUUGAGUUCAUUAUCAACCAUGCUGAAGUUUCAAUAGCUUUUGUUC
Molecule: messenger RNA, 2232 nt
Organism: Fragaria vesca subsp. vesca
Lineage: Eukaryota; Viridiplantae; Streptophyta; Magnoliopsida; Rosales; Rosaceae
Product: protein SUPPRESSOR OF npr1-1, CONSTITUTIVE 1-like
Exons: 7
Coding region: 8-1774 (588 amino acids)
Biological process (GO): defense response
Molecular function (GO): protein binding
Source: RefSeq, a predicted model, not a curated record